Molecule: messenger RNA, 2241 nt
Organism: Musa acuminata subsp. malaccensis (wild Malaysian banana)
Lineage: Eukaryota; Viridiplantae; Streptophyta; Magnoliopsida; Zingiberales; Musaceae
Product: protein STRUBBELIG-RECEPTOR FAMILY 3-like
Biological process (GO): protein phosphorylation
Molecular function (GO): ATP binding; protein binding; protein kinase activity
Source: RefSeq, a predicted model, not a curated record
UGUUGGAUUUAUGACUGCAGGAGAUGCGAUUUUGGUGAAAAGAUAUACUAGGAACUACGGAUUCGAGGAUGUUCCCUCGGUUCGCUCUGGUUCUGACUCUGCUGUUUUAUGUGACAUUUUCCCAUGGUUACACAUACGAACAAGAUGUGUAUGCCAUAAAUUACCUGUAUUUAGCACUGGGCUUCCCUCUUCUUCCUGGAUGGACUGCAUUUGGUGGAGACCCUUGCAAUGAUAACUGGCAAGGUGUUCAGUGUGUCAACUCGAACAUAUCUGCAAUAAUACUCAAUGGCGCAAAUUUGGGAGGAGAAUUGGGUGAUAAAUUAGGAAAUUUUACUUCACUGAUCACAAUGGACCUGAGUGGUAACCAAAUCGGUGGCAGGAUACCAGAGAGCUUACCCAUUACAAUAAGGAAGUUUUUUCUUUCAGCCAAUAAGUUCACAGGAAGCAUCCCAGGUUCAUUAUCAGGACUGACGCUUCUAUCAGACAUGUCACUCAAUAACAAUCUCUUGUCUGGUGAACUGCCUGAUGCUUUCCAGACUCUCACUGGACUCAUAAACUUGGAUCUCUCUGAUAACAAUUUUAGUGGCCAACUUCCACCAUCUAUGGAGAGUUUGUCUUCUCUCACCACAUUGCACAUCCAAAAUAAUCAACUAUCUGGCACUCUUGAUGUCCUACAAGAUCUUCCUCUCCAAGAUUUGAAUGUAGAAAAUAAUAUGUUCUCAGGACCAAUCCCAGCAAAGCUUCUUAAUAUUCCUAAUUUCAAGAAGGGAGGCAACCCAUUCAAUGCCAGCAUUGCUCCUUCACCGCUGCCACCCCCUCCUACAACAUUUCCUUUUUCUCAUGCUCCUGCGCCUGCCAACUCUUUCAAGGGUCCUACUCAAAAUGGUGGCCUACCUUCUGAAAAUAACAAAAUUUCAAUAAUAAAAGCUGUUGAAUAUGUAUGUCCUGGUGUGAUUCUACUAGCCAUUGUAACAUUAAUGGUAAUACUUAAUGUAUCAAAGUGGCAACAAAAGAAACUGAAGGAUGAAGGAUUCCACAGAGGCCAGGAUGUCAGGAAAGAUGAAAGACCAGAGGAGCCUCAUAUAAGUAUUGACUUUAUCAAACCUCAUAAAGGUGAUGAAGUUCUUGGAGAGUCAACUCAAAGGCAGGAAUAUAAUUUUAAUAUUCAAAGGACUACAGCACAUCCGAUGCCACUAUUGAUUGAAAAAGACACUGUGAACCCCGUUGUUACAGGUAAAAAGAUCCUAAGAGAUCCAGCUGAAAUUCUGAAUCCUCCAACUUCUGCGACACCUUUUUCUGUUGCUUCACUUCAACUACACACAAAUAGUUUUAGUGAAGAGAACUUGAUCCAAGAUGGCACUCUUGGCCCAGUAUAUCUAGCAGAAUUCCCACAGGGGAAGCUAUUGGAAGUAGUGAAGCUUGACAAUAAAAAUUCAGAUCUUCCUGGCGAUGAAUUUUUGAAGUUGGUUAAGAUCAUCUCAGAGAUUCAACAUCCGAAUAUUGUUGAGCUUGUUGGUUACUGUAUGGACUUUGGCCAACGAUUACUCGUUUAUAAAUAUUUCAGCAGCAAAACCCUAUUUGAUGUACUCCACAGUGAUGAUGUUGGCGUCAAAAAAAAGUUAUCAUGGAAUGCCCGUAUCCAGAUAGCCCUUGAAGCUGCAAAAGCUCUAGAGUAUCUACACGAGGGUUGUCGACCACCUAUAGUGCAUCAAAGAUUUGAGUCAAGCAACAUUCUCAUCGAUGAUGAUCUAUCUGUUCGGGUUUCUGAAUGUGGCCUGACUUCACUACUACCAUCAAGUUUUGUAACUCAGUUGUCAGGCAUGAGACCUUUUUUCAGUUAUGAUGCUCCAGAAGUCAGUGACUCUGGGUCUUAUAGUGAGAAGAGUGAUGUUUACAGCUUUGGAAUUGUCAUGUUAGAACUCCUUACUGGGCAUAAGCCCUUUGACAGCUCACUUCCUUGGGCAGAGCAACAUCUUGUGCGGUGGGCUAGUUCACAGCUUCAUGACAUCGAUGCAUUGAUAAGAAUGAUGGAUCCUUGUGUUGAUCGGCAGUUACAUGUAAAAUCACUCUCCAGAUUCGCUGACAUUAUUAGUCGUUGUAUACAGCAAGGGUCAGAGUUCCGGCCACCGAUGUCUGAGGUUGUCCAAGACCUUGCCCGUGUUAUUUGAAAUGGUAAUUACGAGUACAAAUGGUAUCAUUUUGGAAGCGAUGAUGUCGGUUCAUUCAACAUGACAAACAAAU